Molecule: messenger RNA, 1974 nt
Organism: Anneissia japonica
Lineage: Eukaryota; Metazoa; Echinodermata; Crinoidea; Comatulida; Comatulidae
Product: voltage-dependent anion-selective channel protein 2-like
Exons: 9
Coding region: 175-1029 (284 amino acids)
Biological process (GO): monoatomic anion transmembrane transport
Cellular component (GO): mitochondrial outer membrane
Molecular function (GO): voltage-gated monoatomic anion channel activity
Source: RefSeq, a predicted model, not a curated record
UCUACAAAUUAUCUACUGCCACACAGUAUCAGAAACCCGUCUAAAUCCGCCAUUCACGUACACCAUCUUUCCCAUAACCCUCGUUGUUGUACGGUUUCAGCGUUAGCCAGGCUAGGCACCUACCGGUGAUUUUCGCAUUUUUUUAAGUAACGAAAGACUGAAAUAAAAUACAAAAUGGCAAAUGUACCACCAGUUUAUGCAGACCUGGGCAAGACUUCCAGGGAUAUAUUCGGAAAAGGAUUUGGCUUUGGUGUUGUCAAGCUUGAUGCCAAGACAAAGACCAGUAGUGGUGUAGACUUCAAUGUAACUGGUACAUCUAAUAAUGAUACAGGGAAGAUUGAUGGAAACUUAGAAACAAAAUAUUCCUGGAAGGAUUAUGGUUUAACAUUCAAAGAGAAAUGGAACACCGAUAACACCUUAGCGACAGAAGUAACCAUUGAAGACCAGAUCGCUAAUGGGCUAAAGCUCACAUUCGACACCGCCUUUUCACCUCAGACUGGUAAAAAGAGUGGCAUGAUAAAAACCGGUUACAAGCGCGACUACUUCAACUUGAACGCUGAUGUUGACUUCGACUUUGCUGGACCCACCAUCUACGGAGCUGCUGUCUUUGGUUAUGAAGGUUGGUUAGCUGGGUACCAGAUGUCUUUCGACACCUCCAAGUCAAAACUGACACGCAACAACUUUGCUCUGGGUUACAAGAAAAACGACUUCCAACUUCACACCAAUGUCAAUGAUGGUAGCGACUUUAGCGGAUCUAUCUACCAGAAGGUCACCGACAACCUGGAAAGCGCCAUCAACGUAGGAUGGACAUCUGGCACCAAUGUGACGCGGUUUGCUGUAGGUUGCAAAUACACAAUUGAUGCAGAUUCCUCAUUUAGGGCAAAGGUCAGCAAUACAAGUCAAAUCGGUCUUGGAUACACACAAACACUAAGACCAGGUAUUAAAUUGACACUUGCUAGUCUUAUUGAUGGCAAGAGCUUAAACCAAGGAGGACAUAAGCUAGGCCUUGGCCUGGAACUCGAAGCUUAACUAUACUUUAUCACUUGGCACUAAAGGUCCUGCUCUGUCGGCCGUCGAACAACCAACCGAAAAGAAAAUGUUAUCAAAGACUCCAGCUGAUAUAUCUAUGUAGCCAAAUAGUAUUUAAACAAUGUAGGAGCUUUGCUCAACUCUGUGUGUGGAUUUCUUUGAUAAAAAAAACAAACCUCAUCAAAAUUCUGCUGUAUAUGAAUGAAUUCAUCUCAACUGCUGGCAUGACAUCCCAGCACUGGAACACGUCAUGUGUGCAAGUGUUUUUACUUUUGUAAGUCUGGUAGCCAAGCAGAAUUUGUUCAUGUGCAGCAGUCUUUAUCAAAUACCUUGUUUCGUUCAUCAUAACUUAACCUGACAUUUUAUACGGCAUGUAAAUUUCAAACUGCUCAUUUGCUUACAGGUGUAUGUCAUUGAUAGUAUUCUCGGUUGAUGUCUGUAGCAGUUGACACUUCAAUUGCCACCUGAAAUGUUAGGGCUACUAGUCCAUUUAGUAUGCAAUUGUGACUCAUCUUGUAGCGAAUAAUAAAAUGAGUCGCCUUUUGAUUAGGGAGGGGGGAAGUUUUGGAGUGUUUGAAGAAACAUCGUGUAUUUUUUCCGUUAACCAAAACUGGUUUCAUUUGGUGCAAACAGAAAUUGGAUUUUAUAAAUAUAAUUUGAAUGUUGCUAACAUCAGUUUAAUUUUUGGCUGCUUCCAGAAUACCCUCAAUGCAUCUUGAUAUGUUUCCAAGAGACGUGGAGCGACCUCAUGAACUUUAUAGUAUUAUAAAUGUGUACAAUUAAACGAUGGUUAGUUGAAAACAGUGAUAGCAAACAUGGGCAAGCAAUUCUAUAUUUGACGUGGUUGAGUAAAAUUCCACAGUUUAAUUAAAUAUUACGAUCCCUUUGUGGUGGUAUUGUGAAGAAAUAACUAAUUAAAGAGAAACCCAAAAUUGGGACUGAUUA